Mercenaria mercenaria is the source of this 775-nucleotide messenger RNA. RefSeq lists its product as uncharacterized. Gene Ontology annotation, molecular function: lipid carrier activity; enzyme activator activity. The record is from RefSeq and is a predicted model, not a curated record. Gene Ontology annotation, biological process: lipid transport; ganglioside catabolic process. NCBI's taxonomy places the organism in Eukaryota, Metazoa, Mollusca, Bivalvia, Venerida, Veneridae. The transcript is spliced from 4 exons. Bases 101 to 706 code for a protein of 201 amino acids. Gene Ontology annotation, cellular component: cytoplasmic side of plasma membrane.
UCUGACACUGACUUAUCAUUAGGUGCCAUGACAUAAAACUUAUUAUAUGUCAUAAUAAUUUGAGAUAACCAUUUGUUCCUGAAAGAGAAACAGAACAUAAAUGAUGUUAAAGAUCGCUAUAUUUGCCUUUUCUGUGGUGGUUUUGGUUACUGCGAUAACGUACCGUGACUGUGUACCACACGAAGGUAAUAGAGUUGUGUCUGUGAGUAAAUUAGAAGUGACUCCAGACGUCAUCACAUUUCCCGGGACAUUUAACGUAUCAGUGACCCUUACGUUCAAUCGUGAGGUAAAGGAACCCUUUGUUGAUUUUGAGCUGAUCAGAUACUUUCUCGGAUUUCCACUGAAGUUACCAUGCAGUGGCAGUUCCGUUGUUGGGACAUGUAAAGACAUUCCUAUCUGUUGGUUGUUUGAACGUUCCCUUAACGACACGGACCCCGCCCAUUAUGACAGCUAUGGCCAUAAAUUGGAGCGUCUGAUGAAUGCAACUACAGGGCACUUCUGGAAGUGUCCGAUCCAAAAACAAACUGUAGUUGUAGAAAACGCCCCUUUCAAUCUAACUGAGAUCUCUCCUCUCAUCCAUCUACUUGCAAAUGGAGACUACAAGAUAACGGUUUUCGCAAAAGAGAACAAGACCGGACCUAUUAUCGGUUGCAUAGAAGUAAAUGCAACAAUUGGAGGAGAAAGUACUGGAUCUAUUUUCGGUUAACUUGUUCAUUUAAUGGUAAAACAACAACAACAAACGUCUAAAUAAUAAAAUCAAGAAAAAAACCAAACA